This is a messenger RNA of Arvicanthis niloticus (Nile rat), 2957 nucleotides long. NCBI's taxonomy places the organism in Eukaryota, Metazoa, Chordata, Mammalia, Rodentia, Muridae. The record is from RefSeq and is a predicted model, not a curated record.
AGCGAUGGAGGUAGGGCGGAGCGCUGGGUCCCGUCGCUUACCUUCUGAGAUGCUGUUCCGGGAGCCCGUCGUGGCAAGCCCGCAGGGGUAUACUGUCACGCGAGAGUGCGGGUGGACUUACAAGCGACAGGGGAAGUCAAUUUACAGAACACUGUGUUUGAUGGGAGGGGUUAUGAAAAAAUGAAAAAGGUUUUAACAGAGGAUUCCAUUACCACAUGCCUUUCUCCUUUAGUGCAUGACUUGAUUUGUAACCUUGGGUUUGAACUCACAGAAAUUUGUGAUAUCAAUAGCAUUGUAACUCAAAAUGGGGAAGUACACUGGAAAGGAAUUACAGACUGUGUGAGCUAUGCAGAAUUAGGGCAAAGUCUGGACUACAGGCAAAGUGUGCAGCAGUUGGGUCCGGUGUGUGAGGCCAUCCAUCUACACAUCUCAUCUCUGACUAGAGCACAGUUUGAAACUCAGUAUUCACCAUGGUACCAGUGGACAGCUUAUCCAGAGGCUUAAGAAGAUAAAGUCCACUUGAUCAUACAGAACAGACCUCCCAGAGAGAGGACAAGUUGUUUCUUGAAAUAUUUGAUGCCUUGGAAAGCUUGCAGUUAGCCGCCAUCUCCCUCAGCAUGAUGAAACUAGCUUCCUGUCUGGAACGAGCCUUAGGUAUUUUUACUGAUUGGGAAAGAGUGCCCCUUUCUCCUAAGAGAUCUUCUUGCAUCUGCAGAGCUUGCACAAGUCUUUGGACAUGAUGUGAUGGACGUACUAAAAGUCUUCAUCGGUUCUCCCUGUGGCCUCAACCUGAGAAACGUCUUGUGGCAUGGCUUUGCUUCCCCUCAAGAUAUUCCUCCAAAAUACUGUUCAGCCAUGUUGCUGUUGACGGCAGGACUGGGUCAGUUACUGAAGAGUUACCUUCAGCACACAAAAGUCACAUUGGCACAUCGACCUUUUGUAACACUCACAAACUUAGAGGAUGUGAUUGUUUUUCCUGGCAAGUUCUACAUUUCACACUCCCCUUACUAUGUCUUUACGGAGGUAUUUGCAGUUCGUAAGUAGCAUCAGACUUGAAUUCUUGGUGAAAUACUCUAUCGACCUUGGCAAGAUGGCUGUGAGUUACUGGAAGACCCUUUUAAACUUCACUCCUUACCACUGCUCUGGGGUGCUGUUGGCCCUGAGAGUCACAGCUAGAGCUGGACUCUUCCUCAGAUGUGCUGCCACUCAGAAGUCUUGGGGGCAUCCACGGUAUCUGUUGUUCUUUCCUCUCACCUUGUCUGCAUCUGUACUCGUGGCCAUUGUAUCAGCUGUGCCAACAGUAGAAAGUUGCUGUAUCUUCUGAGAAUACAUCUUACUCCUCUAGGUCAGUACCUCAACUAGGGCAUCUUCAGCCCUACUCUCAGUUGCUGCCCAAGUCCCUGAAGAGAUGAGUUGCCCAUUUUUCCUCUUGGCAACUUCCUGAAGCCACUCCACUGUAGCUGUAGGCCAGGUGCUCUCCCUUUUCAGGAAUGUUCUAUUGUAGGCCACAGUUCAUCUGUCCCAGGGUGCUGGCUGGUUGGCAUGUCGGUCCACAUGUGUUCCUGACAUCUCUAUUGCUGACUGUGGUUGUGUUUUCAAAGAUACUUGCUCUUUUACAGAUGUAACUCAUGAAGUACUCUCAGCAUUGGAGACAGUGAUGACGAAAUCCCACUUUCUAUUAAAAAUCAUGUUGCCAUAUUGGGAAAUGGCAGUGAGCAAGUUCAAGUCUCACAGGUUUGCCGACUGUACCGUGUUGUUGCUGUCACAGCUAGAAGCUGGACUCAGGAGAGUUUUUGCUGCAGUUAACAAAUGUCCUGAGAGACUGCUCACAGCUGAGUCAACAGUUCUAUAUACCACGUUUGAUGAAAUACUGGCAAAAAACAUGAGUGAUGGUACCAUCAACCAGCUUCCUUGUUUCCUUGGAGAGCCUGCCAUGGAAUUCUUGUGGGAUUUCCUGAACUAUCAGGAGGGUCCUCGUAUCCGGGAUCGUUUAAGCCACGGGGAGAUCAACAUACACGAAUUUCCAAAAGAGGCAGCAAGCCAGCUUCUCACGUUCUCCCUUGUGCUCUUGCUCAGAUUCACUGACGAGGACACACUGUCAGAACUGAAGGAGGAAGCAGCAAUACAGUUGCUGGUUAGUCUUGCAGAAGGUUACAGGUCUCGCUGUCACCCAGCCUUUCAGCUUCAAAAACAGGUGCUGAGCUGUGAGAGAAGCCUCAGGAUGUGGCCUGUGCCACCUUUGCCAGAAGAGUGUUGUCAGCAAGCAGACAGAUUGGAAGGUAAUUCUGAAGCAUGUGCCUGCAACUCUUUAAUUAGCAAGAUUUUGUGUGAGCUCUGCCGCUCCCUGCCUGGGAGUACCUGCGCUACCAGUGGCUUGGAUGGGCUUCCCUCGGAGAAGUGGUCACAGCUGCUCAAUGAACUCUGUAGCACACGCAUUCCUACACUGUUCUGCCCCAGGAUUGUUCUAGAAGUUCUGGUUGUGCUCCGAGGCAUCAGCUUCCAGUGCCAGCGCGUGUCUGACCAGGUCAUCGCCUCUUUGCAGCUGAGACACAGGCAGUGGUUGGAGCGUAGGUUGCGCUCAAGGCAGCGUCAGAACUAUGUGCGCAUGCUCAGCAGCGUUGGACUUCUGUGUCCUGUGCUUUCCCUGAUUCUGUUGCUCCUUGCACUGGAAUUGGUCAGUGUUGAUGCGGUUCAUGGUAAAGGCGCUCAGGAACAGAAGCAGUAUCUGAGGUUCUUAAAAUUGGUCCUACAGUACACUGAGAACCUAGUGGCCUAUACCAGUCAAGAGAAGAACAAAUGGAGUGAAGCCGUCAGUCUCACACAUGCAGUGUUGUUGAAAAUCUGGACUUUCAGUGAGAAGAAACAAAUGUUAAUACAUUUAGCCAAAAAAAACCCAUAAAUAAAGUUGACACAAGCUGUCAAAGAAAUCACGAGUCAGGCUAUUUUUGGUUGUGACA